Molecule: messenger RNA, 2108 nt
Organism: Cuscuta europaea
Lineage: Eukaryota; Viridiplantae; Streptophyta; Magnoliopsida; Solanales; Convolvulaceae
Source: the annotation of a GenBank genome assembly
GGCCCUGAUCGAACACCUCACAGUGAUAGUAAACAACAAUUAAUGAUGCCCCCAUCUUUACUGUUCCCAAUUAAGUGAUAAUAUCUCAUUAAUUAAUUAAUUCAUUAUCCCUUUCUUCCUCUCGAUGAUGGCUAUGGCGGUUGUUUCCCCAGAAGCAAUCACGGCCGUCCUAUGUGUUGUCACGUGCUCCCUUCUCGCCAUCACCACCGUCCACUCCGACGCCUCUGAUCAUCGGUACAAAGCUGGAGACCCCGUCCCUCUCUACGCUAACAAGGUGGGCCCCUUCCAUAACCCCAGUGAGACCUACCGAUAUUUCAACCUUCCCUUUUGUGCUCCAGAGCAUGUGCAAGAGAAGAAGGAAGAUCUAGGGGAAGUGUUGAAUGGAGAUAGACUUGUGAGUGGUCCUUAUGAACUUGAUUUCUUGGUGGACAAAGAAUCUGAAGUUUUGUGCAAAAAGCGGCUGACAAGGACAGAAGUAGCAAUUUUCCGCAGAGCGGUAGACAAAGAUUAUUACUUCCAAAUGUAUUAUGACGACUUGCCGAUUUGGGGCCUCAUCGGGAGAGUGGACAAGGAAGGCAUAGAAGAUCCCAAAGAUUAUAAGUAUUUUCUUUACAAACACAUUCAUUUCGAUAUCCAUUACAACGGAGAUCGUGUUAUAGAGAUCAAUGCGCGGACUGAUCCUCAUGCAGUCAUUGAUUUGAGUGAAUCCAAGGAAGUGGACGCUGAGUUUACAUACACUGUGAAAUGGAAAGAAAGUAAUAUCCGUUAUGAGGACAGGAUGGAUAAGUUCUCCCAAUCAUCUUCUCAGCCUCACCAUCUCGAGAUUCACUGGUUCUCAAUUAUCAAUUCUUGUGUCACGGUUCUCCUUUUAACGGCUUUUCUUACCACAAUUUUGAUGCGAGUCCUCAAAAAUGACUUCAUCAAGUAUGCACAUGAUGAAGAGGCUGUGGAUGACCAAGACGAGACUGGGUGGAAGUACAUACACGGUGAUGUAUUCCGCUUUCCGAAACACAAGUCAAUUUUUGCAGCAGCGCUCGGAUGUGGCACACAACUAUUUACACUGGCAAUAUUUAUUUUUAUACUAGCGCUUGUGGGCGUUUUCUAUCCGUAUAAUCGGGGAGCCCUAUUCACUGCCUUGCUGGUAAUAUAUGCACUUACUUCAGGUGUUGCUGGAUACACAGCAACUUCAUUUUAUUGCAUGCUUGAAGGGACUAAUUGGGUGAGAAAUUUGUUGUUCACUGGGUGCCUUUUCUGCGGCCCUCUGGUCAUCACGUUCUGCUUCCUCAAUUCUGUUGCAAUUGGAUACACUUCAACUGCAGCUCUCCCGUUUGGCACAAUUGUCGUUAUAAUCCUAAUAUGGGCGCUAGUGACAUCUCCAUUACUCGUUUUGGGGGGAAUUGCAGGAAAGAAUAGCAAAACAGGGUUUCAAGCUCCCUGUCGUACUACUAAAUAUCCGAGAGAAAUUCCGAAGCUUCCUUGGUACAGAUCGGUUGUCCCCCAGAUGGCAAUGGCUGGCUUUUUGCCAUUCAGUGCUAUAUAUAUUGAACUAUAUUACAUAUUUGCAAGUGUAUGGGGCCAUAAGAUCUACACCAUUUAUAGCAUCUUGUUUAUUGUCUUCAUCAUUCUUCUCAUCGUUACGGCAUUCAUCACAAUUGCUUUGACCUACUUCCAGUUAGCUGCAGAAGAUCAUGAAUGGUGGUGGAGGUCAUUUCUAUGUGGUGGCUCAACUGGAAUCUUUAUCUAUGCCUAUUGCUUGUACUAUUUCCAUGCAAGAUCAGAUAUGUCUGGUUUCAUGCAAACAUCGUUUUUCUUCGGUUACAUGGCUUGCAUUUGUUAUGGCUUCUUUCUUAUGCUCGGAACUGUCGGUUUUCGGGCUGCCCUCCUCUUCGUUCGCCAUAUUUAUAAAUCGAUAAAGUGCGAGUAGAAAGAGUUAUUGCUUGAUCUUAGCAUGCAUCUUUCAUGCUGCUUAAGUUUUGGUUAGAAAGAAUUUGAAUUGAUCUAUUCAGCUUCUAUAUUUAUAGUAUUUCCGUAGCCCCGUCUUGAAAGGAUACGGUAUUUCAGAUAUUUUCGAACUCUAAAAUACCAACGAUGUUGCAAACGGUAUGGGA